Molecule: messenger RNA, 2400 nt
Organism: Mycotypha africana
Lineage: Eukaryota; Fungi; Mucoromycota; Mucoromycetes; Mucorales; Mycotyphaceae
Exons: 3
Coding region: 1-2400 (799 amino acids)
Molecular function (GO): protein binding
Source: RefSeq, a predicted model, not a curated record
AUGCUCAACUUCAAAUCAGAAGCAACAUUUUUGAGUGGGAAGUUGCAAUUGAGAAGGAGCCUACUGAAUGCUUGUUUGGAAUAUUUAUCAGAUUCCUUCAAUGUAAAGAAUUCAUUUAAAGCCUUUUUUUUGCCAGUUCCCUGUAAUCUAUUCAUCCUUCAUUAUUCAAGCCUAACUAGUAUGCAGCAGCAGGCAUGGCAAAACUUGCCAGUUGAAAUACUCAGAAAAAUUUUCUCUAAUUUGUCCACCGAAGCGAAGGAAUGUCAGUUGACCUGUCGGCAUUGGUAUGAAGAAGCUCGAAAGCGACUUUAUUAUUCCGUUAAACUAGAGAGUACAUUUCAAGCUACAUUAUUUGUUCGAUCUCUCAUAUCUUCCACCGUUGAACAUAAACAGUCAUCAGAAUAUCUGCAAGACCAACAAGGGUAUGGAGAAAACCAUCAACAGGAGGUGACAAUGUCGUUUAUUAGGAAUACCAAUUUCGCAAAAGCUCGACGUCCUCGUUAUCAUAAAGAACAAAAGCUACUUGAAGAAGAGUCUAAGGAUAUAGUAGGCAAAUACGUUCGCCGACUCUAUUUGAAGCACAUCUUUUCUCCUCAUCUACGUCACUGGGAUGCGUAUGAUGUUCUAUCCAAUUUGGUUACAUAUUGUCCGUAUACGGAAGAGGUCAUUCUGUUAGAUAAGCCUUUCCGAAAUUUUUGGGUCAAGCUCAUGUCAGUUCGUUAUGAGGGAUAUUGGCAAUGUUUAAAGCGAGUAUCCUAUCCUUAUCGUGAGAAUGAGAUUGAGUUUUAUCUUUUGGCCAUAUUAGCAUGCCGGCAUACAAUUGAAGAUAUUCUAUUGUGUGAUCAGUUAACAAAUAGACCGCGAGGUGAUGCAGAUUAUAUCUAUGAAAAGGAAUAUUAUCAAGUGGCUAGUAAGCUACACGAAUUCACCAACCUGAAGACAUUAACAGUAAAAAGACACACACAUGAAAGCAUCAUGAAGUUCAACGAUAUGAUUGAUGCUUGCCCGUUGUUAACGGAGUUAUCUAUUACCUUGUAUAAUUCUCGAUCAAUGCAGCCUAUCGUUUCAUUUCAAAACUAUUCACAUCCCAACAAUUUCAUGGAACGGAAGCAGAUAUCUUACCUUAAACUGGAAACAGUCCUCUCACAAGACGUUUUAAGCUACAUUAUGAAAAAAUUUACUUCACUGCGCUGUUUAAAGCUCAAUAUGGAAUGUGACGAAGCCAAUGUUGGAUGGAUGAGAAAGCUACAUACAAAUUAUAACAUUGAUCUUAUAGAUCAAUUUAUUGAUUAUUUGCGCUCCAUUACUUCCUAUGGCAUAGACCAUUUAUAUAUCAGAAACAUUGAGGAUAUGCUUUGCCGUUGUCAUAUUGGAAAAGAACAUACACUGGAGAUUAGAUAUGAUCACGAUACAAAAAGACAUGACGAGGAAGAUAUGGAUAACAAGCCACGUCAUAGGUUUCGAUUAGUAAAAGAAGAAGAAGAAAGCAGCUCUUUAGCUACUGUUUUCUAUCCUGCCUGUCAUGUUGAUCUACCUCACAUAAAGAUCGUGGAUAAAUGCGGCGAACAUCUAGAAUUACUGACACUAGAUAUGCGGCAGUGGUCUAAUUAUAACUAUACAAGAAUACAACGUUUAUUGGCAGGCCAACGUUCUACAUCACCGAAUGCAACCUCAGUUUCGGUAUCUACAUUACCACAUGUAAAUACUUUGCCCAAUAAUGAAUCGCACGAAUCACCAGAGGAGAUGCGGCAACAAAAUCAAGAAGCGAGCGGUAUGGAUCAAAUCAUGUAUAACUAUCAUCUAGACCGUUUGUUUCGUGCCUGCACUUCAUUAAAACGGCUGAAUCUCAUCGGCUUAUUCUUACUCGACUUUGACCCUUAUCUCAGCAUCAAUCAAAGCAUUGAACAUCUCUCUCUUCACCUUUGCUAUAUAUACAUACCAAUUUUUUAUCAGCUCUCUGUACGACUUCCACAGCUUAAAUCAUUAACUGUCAAUGGUUGGUAUUUUGUUGAACCUGAUGGAAAAGCGCAUAUUCAAACGCAUCAUAAUUUUCAAAUUGAUAUGCCAUAUACCGCAUUCGAGCAGAUCAGUUGGUUGGGUGGAACCAAAGCAAAUACCGACAGUAAUAACAAUAACGACAAUGAUUUUAGUAUACCUGGCAGUAAUAUUAGCAAUAGCAACAACAAUUGUUAUGCCAAAAAGUAUUUUUAUCUCAAAGUUAGUACUCUGACUGUCGAGAAAUAUUUGAAAUUAGAUAAUCAUGUGAUUCAACUGGGCUCGCCAGAAGAAUUCAGGAGAUGCUUGCAAAAUGACCAGAUAUUGACUUUCCAUAUUCGCUGUAAAAGUUUGAAAAAAUUCACCAUAAAGUAUUAUCAAUUCAAGAGAAGUUACCUUGUAUAA